AUGUGUCGUGUUGUGAUGUUCUUUGUUUUUAUGUUUGCUGUAUCGGCCGCCCGUGAUGACGCAGGGAGUAAAUGUCACAGACUACAUCAUAAAAUGGUGCCCUGUUGUACCGGAAUUACCAUGCGGGUAAUCAACGAACGGGAAGAAUUAAAGGAAUGUUAUGAAAAGGUGAAGCCAGGACCUCCGUUUUCAUGUGACCUCGAGAACUGUAUAGCUAAAAAAUUUGGUUAUUAUGGGGAGGAUGGAAAUUUGGAUACAGAAGUCUUAGCAAGGCUCAUAGAGAAUAAAUAUGAAAAUAAUGAACAAGUUAUAACGGCUAUCAAGGAGAAAUGCUUAAAUGGCGAUAUAUCAAAACAUGGACCCCCGAACUUAUGUGUUACUAUGAAAAUGAAGCACUGUUUCAACAACCAAUUUUUAAAGACAUGUCCUGAAUGGAGUAAUGAAGGCGAAUGCAGUGGAUUUCAGGAUUUAGUUGCAGAGUGUGUCGUCGAUGAUUAA
This is a messenger RNA of Arctia plantaginis, 498 nucleotides long. The record is from the annotation of a GenBank genome assembly. NCBI's taxonomy places the organism in Eukaryota, Metazoa, Arthropoda, Insecta, Lepidoptera, Erebidae.